GACAGUUGUCAUAAUCACAAUUCCUAACCUACACUCUAGAGAAAUUUAAAUUAACUUAUGUUAUUUUAAUAAAAUUGCACCUAUAUUAUUUACCAAUGGCUAAAGUAAAGAACAAGAGAAAUGCCGGAGCAGCAGAUAGAGCCCAGCAAAAGAGGAAAGCGGAGGCGAACAAGAAAAAGUUAAAUCCAUUUGAAGUUCACAUAAACAGAGAAAAACAUAAGGUUUUGGGAAAGAAAACCAAACAUGACAGGGGAUUGCCUGGUGUUUCACGUGCUAAAGCUGUACAAAAGAGAAAAGAAACCCUCGGUACAGAAAUGAAGCUGAUGCACAAAACGAACACGUUCAUAGACAAGCGUAUAGGCGAGAAGAACAGUGAGUUGUCAGCGGAGGACAGGAUGGUCGCCCGGUUUGCUGCGGAGCGGGCCAAGCAACAUAGCAGGAAGAAUAUUUACAAUUUGGCCGAUGAUGAAGUGUUGACACACAGAGGUCAAACUUUGGAACAGAUAGAGAAGUUUGAUGACCCUCGCUCGGAUGAGGAAGACGAAUCAGGGUUCAAGGGCUUGGAUGAUGACUUUGUCUCCGAAGGCCACUUUGGUGGCGGUGUACUCUCCAAGUCCGACAAAGACGGAGCCAAGUCCCACAAGGAUCUGAUCGAGCAGCUGAUAGCAGAGUCCAAGAAGAGAAAAGCAGAGAAGCAGAAGGAGAAAGAACAGACUUUGGACUUGACGGAGAAGCUGGACAGUGAAUGGAAGGAUUUGCAGCCAGUUGUGUUUAAGAAGAUGCGAGUAGAAGAGGAAUCAGCCAUAGACAAAGUGCUGAACAAGGCAGAGAAAAACAGCCAGGACUAUGAUAAGAUGAUGAGGGAGCUGCGUUUUGAGAAACGGGGCACGCCAUCAGACGCAAUCAAGAGCGACGAGAAAUUAGAGCAGGAAGAAAAACUAAGAAUAGCCCAACUCGAGAAAGAGAGGGAAAAGAGAAUGAGGGGAGACUACGAGGAAACCGCUAAAGUUGAGCCCGCUAAGAAGCACAGGUCAGCAGAUGAUCUUGAUGAUAAUUUCGAGCUAGAAGAUGAAAAAGAGUUUAUGCUGGCGUACGACAAGGACGGAAAGCCUCUCGUUCCUGAACAUAUACUCAAGGACUACUCAGUUCCUAAUGCCCAAAAACAAUAUGACGAUGGUUUAACCGAGUCAGAGGACGAUGAUGAUGAUGAUGAGAAUGAAGAAAAUAGUGACGAUGAUGAUGAAAGUGGUGAUGAAGAAGAAAGUGAACAAGAAGAAGCUACCAAAAGUAAAAAAGGUACUAAUAGUGAUAAAAAAGUUGUAAGUGCAGGUAAAGAAAAAUCUGAAGAUAAAGAAAAGAGUAUAUUAUUUAAAGAUUCAGAUGAUAGUGAAGAAGACGAAUCAGGUGAAUCAGACGAUGAUGAUGAACCGGAAAAGGAUACCAAAAUAAAAACUAGUAAAGUUGAAAACUCAGGUAAUGAUGAAAGCAGUUCUGCUGAAAGUGAGGAAGAGAAUGAAACACAAGACACUAAGAAAAUAAAUACAAGUAAAGCAGAAUCAAAAUCGAAAAUAGAAACCGAUGAUGACUGUUCUAAAGCAAAUGAAAGUAAAGUUAGUGACGAAAUAGAUUUUAACGGUAAAGAUGAUUCUGACGAGGAAUCUAGUGAAAGUGACGACGAUGAAGAAAUGGAAGAUAAGAAUAAAAUUAAUAAAAAUGAAAAAUCAACAAAGUCUAAAGUUGAUUCUGUUAGCGGAGAAGAUUCAAGCGAAGAAGAUGAUUCAGAACCAGAAGAAACUCAGAAUAAUGUACAAAAGAAAGAAACAAAUAAACGCCAAAAACUUAUUGGUGAUUCAGAUAGUGAAGAUGACAAUAAACAGACUAAGGAUGACAGUGAUGAUGAAAUUGAUGAACAAUUAAAGUCAUAUUUGGGGAAAACUGCUGAAUACGAGAACUUCAAGGAAUUAUUAUCAGGAAAGAAUCCAUCGCAACAAUCCACAGCGAUCCAAAAACUAAUAAAAACCUACGACCCAAGUCUCGGCGAAAAUAACAAAGACAAACUAUCAAGAUUAUUCGCAAACAUGCUCCAAUACGUCAACGAUUUAUUCUCAAAUCUGACAAACGAAGGCGAACUUAUGAAAUCAUUCUUGAUAUUCAACGAUAUAACCAAACAUUUUUAUGACAUCGCACAUAUUAACAAAGUAUCAUCAAGAAAAUUCUUUGCUGAAUUAUUAAAGGAAAAAUACGAGGCAUACAAAAAGAAGCCAAAAAGAAUACCGAACAUGGAUACAUUAAUAUUUUUCAAAUUAAUUUCAAUACUGUAUCCCACUUCUGAUUUUCGGCAUCCGCUUACGUCGCCAUCUUUGACGUUUAUGUCUCAAAUUUUACAUUCAUGCAGAUUUAACGAUGCUUAUUCUAUAUCUAGAGGACUAUUCUUAGUCACUUUAAUAUUAGAAUACACAGUUUUAUCAAAAAGAUUUGUACCUUCAGCGAUAAAUUUUAUUAGAGGAAUAUUAUAUUUGAGCGCAAAAACGACAGUUUUAAAUCCAAUAAAAGUCGUUCCGCCAUUCCGUUUGCACAAGGACGCGAAGAUUUUGAAUUUGGAAGACGACUGUUCGAAAUUGAAAGGCGAAUGGAAAAUGAGUUUGAACGAUUUGUUGACAGAUACCAUAGACAAUGGGUUUAAAAUUCGAAUAGUUUAUAAUUCCAUAAUGAUAUUACGGGAGUUUUUUGAGCAUUGUGGUGAAAUGGAGGCACAGGAAUGUAUAUUUAAUCCUCAUAUUCAGUUGAUGACUAGAUUGGACGUUGAGUUGUAUCCUAAGAAGGUAGCAAGUGCGAUUGAGGAGACUAUUAAAUAUAUGAAGGGAACUUUGGAAGUGAAGACAUAUACGCCCCUUACUAGUGUGAAGGCGAAACCGAAAGUGCUGAGGUUGUAUGAACCGGAUAUACAGGAAGUGUUCACCGGCAGUAAGAGUUCCAAACUGUCACGAGAGACAGCAGAAAGGCAGCGAUUGGAACACAAGAUCAAGCGAGAAAUGAAGGGGGCGCUCAGAGAAAUCAGGAGGGAUAAGGCGUACAUCGCUUCAGUCAAGAUCAAAAAUAAGAUACAGAGCGACAACAUGCGAAAGGAAAAGGUGAAGCAGAUCUACAAGGAUGCGUCCAUACAGCAAGGGGAGCUCAACAAAAUGAAAAGAGGGAAAUAACAGCACUUGCUUAUAUAAUAUUAAAAAUAUUAACAUACAA
Messenger RNA from Leguminivora glycinivorella, 3240 nucleotides. Its product is annotated as nucleolar protein 14 homolog. Lineage: Eukaryota; Metazoa; Arthropoda; Insecta; Lepidoptera; Tortricidae. Gene Ontology annotation, biological process: maturation of SSU-rRNA. The transcript has 11 exons. Bases 96 to 3200 code for a protein of 1034 amino acids. Gene Ontology annotation, cellular component: nucleolus; small-subunit processome; Noc4p-Nop14p complex. The record is from RefSeq and is a predicted model, not a curated record.